GGCAGGAGGAGGAGGAGGAGGAGGAGGAGGGAUAUGAGGAGAAAAUAAAUCUGCAUUCUACCUCUGCCUCUGGUCAGAGACGGUUGAAGCUCCAGAGCGCGAUCAAGGACGAGCAGCACAAUUUGAUGGAAACACCAAAGAAAUAAUAGCAAUAACAAAGGGGAAGAGGCAGAUGCGGGCUGGUUUUUGAAAGUGCAACUACAGGAAAGGGAAGGAAACAUCAAGCGGACUCAACAAAGAGCAUCUGUAAGCAGCAAUGAGGCCACGCUCCCGACUUCUGUCCAAGAGAAGACUCAUGCUGCCCACAAUCAGAGAGGGCAGCGAGGAGACGGUGAGGGACCUGAACGAGGCGAACACACUUCACACUGCUGGUCACAGCCAGGCGGUCUCAUCAGAGGACUACCUCCUCUCCAUAUGCCACCUGGCCCAUCCCACCUUCCCCAGCAGGGACGUUUCCGCCGACGGUUUCCCCGCACGGCAGCAGGACGCCGUUCAGCAGAGGCAGAGGUCGCCGCGGCUCAGUGGGACUGCGUUAACGGCUUCUGGAUUCAACCCCAAAGAGGAGGCGCAGGCCUCCGCCGUGCAGCGAUCGGAAGGGAAAGAACUGAGCGGGGAGCUGACGUUUGGCAACUCCGACCCUCUGGAGUAUCUUUACGGACACCAGAAUAACCUCUCCGCCUUCUCGGGAGGCGUCGGGAAAGCGUUCGUCGAGGGAAGGCUCGUCAGGCGUCACGGAAUUCUGUGGGAGAGCCAGGGCCUCGCCAGGGCUCACAGCAUCCCUCGUGCUUCGAGCCCGGAUUUCCCACGCCACCGCAAGAGCAGCUGCCCCGAAUUACAGUGUGCCGCCGGCUCCUCCGUCUCGAACAUCUCCCCAAAACGCAGCCCGUCGAGAUCGGAGGCCGGGAGAGUUCGCCAGGCGGACAGAGGAGCAGAGGGGGAGAGACUGAAACCAACCAUCAAACAAUCCUUCAUCUCCCAGUGGAUCUCUGAGUGCAGGUCGGCGUGGAAGGAGGCCCGCGUGCGAGCCUGCAUGCUGCCCGCCAUUGCUGAGAUAUAAACUGCAAUCAGGCUGUGACACUCCUUAAAGAAACCGUCGUAAUCCGUUUGAACACACACACAGAGGAAAGUAAAUUCUGUCAUGGUUGUCCACCUGUAAUGUUAUAUAACCGUUGUUACUUGAUGUAUGCUGGUGAUCAUACAAAGUCGUUGAAAUGGGCAAAUCUGUAAUGUCCCUUUUAUAUCUUCCAGUGUUUGGUGACUCUAAUGCGAAUAAAUAAACCCAUGUUUUGAUACUCUCAGCCAAA
This is a messenger RNA of Mugil cephalus (flathead mullet), 1304 nucleotides long. RefSeq lists its product as uncharacterized. Bases 257 to 1057 code for a protein of 266 amino acids. NCBI's taxonomy places the organism in Eukaryota, Metazoa, Chordata, Actinopteri, Mugiliformes, Mugilidae. The transcript has 2 exons. Gene Ontology annotation, biological process: regulation of autophagy. Gene Ontology annotation, cellular component: mitochondrion. The record is from RefSeq and is a predicted model, not a curated record.